UGAGCGAGCCUCGCGUUCUCCGCGCUUCCUUGGGGGGAAAAGCCAGCCGGGAGGGAAGCGGAGCGGGAGAAGCGGGCGGGUUUUCCCGAGCGGGUCCCGCCGAGGCGCUGACGGUGCUUCCGGGCGUGUGCGUUUAGCCUCGGUGGGGGGAAAAAAAAGCCGGGAUGUGCGUCCGGGUUGGGCCGGCUCGCCUUCUGCUGGCUGCCCGUCGUCGCCCUGGAGGCGCCUCUCGCGCUCCGCCACAGACGCGCGCAGAUACACACACACGCGCGCAGACGCCUAUCGCGACGCUGCGGUUACAGAAUUGGGAACAUCUAAAAUAAGAUUUUGAAGUAACUGCAACCUUCUGUGACUUGACACGAUGUUGGAAGAAGAUAUGGAAGUGGCCAUCAAGGUGGUGGUGGUUGGGAAUGGAGCAGUUGGGAAAUCUAGUAUGAUCCAGAGAUACUGCAAAGGAAUUUUUACAAAAGACUACAAGAAGACGAUUGGAGUUGAUUUCCUGGAAAGAGAAAUGCAAGUCAACAAUGAAGAUGUCCGACUGAUGCUGUGGGAUACUGCUGGUCAAGAAGAAUUUGAUGCUAUUACUAAAGCUUAUUACAGAGGAGCCCAAGCUUGUGUGCUUGUAUUUUCAACCACUGACAGAGAGUCGUUUGAAGCAAUCCCUACCUGGAAGGAAAAAGUGGUGUCAGAAGUUGGAGACAUUCCUACAGUGCUUGUUCAAAAUAAAAUUGACCUCCUGGAUUAUUCUUGUAUAAAGAAUGAAGAAGCAGAGGCACUGGCCAAGAAGCUGAAAUUAAGGUUUUAUCGAACAUCUGUGAAAGAGGACUUAAAUGUAACAGAAGUUUUUAGAUAUUUGGCUGAGAAGUACCUUCAAAAACUCAAACAACGAAUAGUUGAAGAUCCAGAAAUAGUACAUACAAGUAGUAAUAAAAUUGGUGUCUUCAACACAGCAGGUGGAAGUCAUUCCAGCCAGAAUUCUAAUUUGCUUAAUGGUGGUGAUGUCAUCAACCUUAAACCAAACAAACAAAGGACCAAGAAAAACAGAAGCCCUUUUAGCAACUGCAGCAUCCCCUAGCCCUGCCAUGGGGGAAAAGGAAAGACGGUCUGACAGAGCUCUUCAACUGGUGUUGUUAAGGAGCCCAGCUGGUAGCAGAUGUUGCACACAUUGGAUCCCACCAAGCUAGUGGAUACUGCUGUUACAAUGAAUUAUUAUUAUUAUUAUUAUUAUUGGUACAUAAUGAGAUUUCUGGUGGCACAGAAAUAGAAUUAUUGGCCCGUGCAUUCAUUCUAUAUUGCAUAUGACAACUUUCCAGUUGAAAGGUAUGGUGUAUUAAAGUGUACAGUAGGUUUUACUUUUUUUAACAUAAAGCUGAAAUGCUUAAAUAUCAAUACUGUCCACAUAGUUCAAGAUAAAAUAAUGUUUCCUGGUGGAUGUUCUGCCUUGUUAGCAACAUAUUUUUAGAAGAAAAGCAGAAAUUAAUAGUUUGUUAAAAUGCCCAGUGCACAUUCUGUCAACAUUGGUGGUGCAAUACUUGUAUAGCUAAUGAAUUUUAACUUCAGUGUGCCUAUGUGUGUAGAAACUUGCUUAAAGAUUCAGGCUAAUAAACUUGUACUGGGUCCAUUUAUAAGGUCCUAAUUACUUACAAAGUGGCAUUUUAAUAUUAAGUUUUAAGUUUUAGGUAACUUUUGAUGGUACUUGCCAUAUCCAAACUUUGCCUACAUGAUGGGCCUUAAGUUCUUUUAUAAAACUGUGCUGUGCCAAAAAGUCAUGUUAAUGCUGCUGCACUUAGAUAUUUUAGUCAAUUGUGUAUCAGGUAGAAAUUCUGAAUCUUAAUAGGAUGAGCAGAUGAUAAAAGGUACAGCCAAGCUGAACAUAAUCAGUUUGCUUCCUUAAAAAAAUAGAACUCUAUAGCUAAAAUGCUCCCAUAGCUUUGACUAUGCAGACCUUUCUUGGCAAGAUGAUGUCUCUGCUUUUUAAGAUGC
Messenger RNA from Pogona vitticeps (central bearded dragon), 1983 nucleotides. NCBI's taxonomy places the organism in Eukaryota, Metazoa, Chordata, Lepidosauria, Squamata, Agamidae. The record is from RefSeq and is a predicted model, not a curated record.